AUGGAGGAGCAGGCAGGAAUCUUGAUGAUGCUGUUAAUUUCUACCCUCAGCGUUUUCAGGAUAAAAUUCGAUCACGUACUUAAUUUCACCGUACAGUCAAGCAGUUUACUACAAACGGGAGUGUUCAACCGAAAAAAAAGAGUUCGACGAGCAACAGUCACAGGUAGAAAUAAUGAAAUUAAUUUAUUAGCAGCAACGGCCGCUAAUCCUCAUGCAAGCAGACGAGAAUUAUCUAGAAAUAAAACGAAAUGCGAAUUAAUAAAUGCAUUUAACUCGAAGGCCACAAUUUUUAGCACCUACUUUAAUUAA
Messenger RNA from Brassicogethes aeneus, 309 nucleotides. Lineage: Eukaryota; Metazoa; Arthropoda; Insecta; Coleoptera; Nitidulidae. The record is from the annotation of a GenBank genome assembly.